AUGCCGCUCUCGCCGCGCGUUUACACCUGGCUCUGCGGGUGUUUUGCAGCCCUUGGAUCGAUUCUUUUCGGAUAUGACUUGGGUGUCAUCUCUUCCAUCUUACCAGGAAAGCCCUUCCUCGCCCAAAUGGGCCCCGACGCCUCAACACAGAACCCCACCUCGCAAGGCUUCAUCGUCUCCCUGCUCGUCCUCGGUGCGCUGUUUGGGUCCGUCCCGGCCGGACUAUUGGGUGACUACCUCGGAAGGAGGAGGGCCAUCAUGGGCAGUACGGUGGUCUUCAUGGUAGGAGGGAUAUCGCAGACGGCAGCUCAGAACCUUGCUACCCUCAUGGUUGGGCGGUUCUUGGCUGGAUUCGGUAUCGGUAUGCUUGCGACUCUCGCGCCAAUUUAUCAGAGCGAGAUUGCACACCCUAGCAUCAGGGGAAAGCUUAUCACACUCACACAAUUCCUCCUCGGUAUAGGCGCAUUCGUGGCUUCCUGGAUCGGUUACGGUGCCUUCUUCUGGCAAGAUCAACGCCAAUGGCGUGUUCCCUUCGGUAUCCAGAUCGUUCCCGCCGUGCCCCUCUUCCUUUUCAUCCUCUUCUUCCCCGAAUCGCCACGGUGGCUCGCAUCCAAGGGUCGACAAGAAGAGGCCUUAUCAAACCUGGCCCGUCUGCACGCACAUGGGAAUAUCGAUGACCCAUUUGUGGUGGCUGAGCUUGAAGAUAUUAACGCGGCAUUGAAGAGGGAGGCGGAGAUUGGGCAAGUCUCAUGGGGAGAGCUGUUCUUUGUGCCGUCCAAUUUCCGCAGGCUUGCGCUGGGUUUCGUUCUCCAGUUCUCAGUACAGAUGACCGGCGUCUCCGCGAUCCAAUACUACAGCCCUCAGAUAUUCUCAGCCAUCGGUUUCCAAGCGCACCAGACUCUGCUUGUUCAAAGUAUCAAUAGCGUGAUCGCCCUGAUCGGAGAAGCCUGUUGUGUCCUGUUCGUUGACGCCCUCGGACGUCGGAAGCCCCUCAUCUGGGCAAAUUUGCUCGACACGAUCUGGUUCAUCGUUGCAACCGCCAUCAUGGCCAACUACCCCAACAUCAGUGGCCAGGUGGCGGCGGGUUGGAUAUUCAUCCUCAUGACAUGGGCUUUCAAUUUCUGUUUCUCUGCGGCUAUUGGACCACUGUCGUGGGCAUACCCAGCCGAGAUAUUCAACACUCGCACACGUGCCAAGGGGACGAGUCUGACGAGCAUGUCCGCUUGGGUCAGUAACUUUAUGAUUGCGGAGGUCACACCCAUCGCGUUCAAGAAUGUUCAAUGGAGGUACAUGAUGGUCUUUGCCAUUUGCUCGUUCACGAAUGCUGUGACCAUGUGGGCGUUUUAUCCCGAGACAGCUGGGAGGAGAUUGGAGGAGAUGGACGAAUUGUUUGAGACUACUCCAGCAUUUGUGGCGUUCCACAAAGAAGCAACGAAGAUCAUGAAGGGCCGCGAAGCGGAGGAGGCGCUCACUCAAGGAGUACUCCGUCAUGAGAUGAGCAUUCGCAGAGACGAAUAUUCGCCGGAGAAGGAUCAUUCACAGCAUAUUGACACAAUGGCUUAG
This is a messenger RNA of Dacryopinax primogenitus, 1563 nucleotides long. Its product is annotated as MFS sugar transporter. The record is from RefSeq and is a predicted model, not a curated record. Lineage: Eukaryota; Fungi; Basidiomycota; Dacrymycetes; Dacrymycetales; Dacrymycetaceae. Gene Ontology annotation, biological process: carbohydrate transport; transmembrane transport. Gene Ontology annotation, cellular component: membrane. The coding region runs from base 1 to 1563 and encodes 520 amino acids. Gene Ontology annotation, molecular function: carbohydrate:proton symporter activity. The transcript is spliced from 6 exons.